Messenger RNA from Penicillium subrubescens, 966 nucleotides. Its product is annotated as putative 3-oxo-5-alpha-steroid 4-dehydrogenase. Gene Ontology annotation, molecular function: 3-oxo-5-alpha-steroid 4-dehydrogenase activity. NCBI's taxonomy places the organism in Eukaryota, Fungi, Ascomycota, Eurotiomycetes, Eurotiales, Aspergillaceae. The coding region runs from base 1 to 966 and encodes 321 amino acids. Gene Ontology annotation, cellular component: endoplasmic reticulum. The record is from RefSeq and is a predicted model, not a curated record. Gene Ontology annotation, biological process: polyprenol catabolic process; dolichol-linked oligosaccharide biosynthetic process. The transcript is spliced from 3 exons.
AUGGACCUCCUCGCGCAUGUUGAUUCUGCUCUGGAGGCGGCACACAUGGAUGCCAUCGACGCCUUACGCGCUUUCUUCCUCCUCGCUGCCGCCACGGCAGUCUCUGUCAGCAUUCCCUCCGCUUUGCGCGACCGUUUCGUCACUUAUGGCCCGCGUGCGACCGCGACAGGCGCCGAGCCUGUCGCCGGAUCCCGUCCACCAGCUCAAGCCUCAAGUUCGGGGCUACUCGAUUACCUCGCAACCUGGCAGGUGCCGCACAGCUACUUCAUCCAGUUCUAUAUUGCGUCUGUCGCAUCUUCGGUGUUCUGGGCAGUCCAGCUGUGCUGGCGUGGGCGCGUGUUCGAGGCAAUUGCGUCCCGCGUCAGUGAGGAGCAUUUGCAGCAGUCGAUGUCGCUUACACAGGUGCUCAUCUGCUGGAUACUCCUCGCCAUUCAGGGUUCGCGGCGAUUAUGGGAGUGCAUCAUCUUUGCGAAGCCUUCCUCGUCGAAGAUGUCGUUUGCGCACUGGGUGCUGGGAAUGGGGUUCUAUCUUGCUGCGGGCAUCGCUAUCUGGAUUGAGGGAUCAGGCGCAAUCCUGUCCCGCUCCCUCACCCUCGCCGACUUCCAAUUCACCAACGCGCCCACUGCACGAACCUUCAUCUGCGUCCCGCUAUUCCUCAUCGCCUCCGGUCUACAGCAUGACUGCCACCACUUCCUCUUCUCCCUGAAGAAAUACACUCUCCCAGAUCAUCCAAUCUUCCGCGGCAUCGUGUGCCCGCACUACGGGGCCGAGUGCUUGAUAUACCUAUCCCUCACGUACCUCGCCGCACCACCCGGCCAGGUGGUCAACAAGACCAUGCUGAGCUGUCUGGCCCUUGUGGCAGUCAACCUGGGAUUGACAGCACACAAUACCAAGAAGUGGUAUAUGCAAAAGUUUGGCCGGGAGGCGGUGCAAGAUCGAUGGCUUAUGAUUCCGUAUAUCUACUAA